Emys orbicularis (European pond turtle) is the source of this 1030-nucleotide messenger RNA. RefSeq names its product cytochrome c oxidase assembly protein COX11, mitochondrial. Gene Ontology annotation, cellular component: mitochondrial inner membrane. The record is from RefSeq and is a predicted model, not a curated record. Gene Ontology annotation, molecular function: copper ion binding. Lineage: Eukaryota; Metazoa; Chordata; Testudines; Emydidae. The coding region runs from base 1 to 855 and encodes 284 amino acids. The transcript has 4 exons.
AUGGGGCUGUGCGGGCGGGGCUGGAGGUGCCUCGGGGUCCUUCGGCUGCCGUGCGUGGCUGCCGGAUCGGGCCCCCGCCUGCUCAGUGUCUGGGCCCGAGGCGCUGGGGAGCCCCUGGCCCGGGCGGGCUCGUCCUGUGGCCAGUGCCCUCGGACCGGGGCCCCGCCCAGCCAAUGGGCCCCCCGCGGGCCGGGCAGCGCCCCCCGCCGCCAGGCCUGGCCUGGGCUCCAGCAGGCGCGAGGGGUGGCGCGCCCCAACCCUUUCACGCGGGGCCAGGAGCAGGAGUGGAGACGCAGGAACAGGACCGUCCUGACCUACAUCGCCGCCGCGGCCGUGGGCAUGGUGGGCAUGUCCUACGCGGCCGUGCCGCUCUACCGCCUCUACUGCCAGGCUACUGGACUAGGUGGGUCAGCAGUAGCAGGCCAUGAUUCAGACCAGAUUGAGACUAUGGAACCUGUUAAAGAUCGCAUCAUUAAGGUCACUUUCAAUGCUGAUGUGCAUGCAAGUCUACACUGGAAUUUUAGACCUCAGCAAACAGAAAUAUACGUUGUACCAGGAGAGACUGCACUAGCAUUUUACAAAGCAAAGAAUUCUACAGACAAACCAGUAAUUGGAAUCUCUACGUAUAACGUGGUUCCAUUUGAAGCAGGACAAUAUUUCAAUAAAAUACAAUGCUUUUGUUUUGAAGAACAGCGGCUUAAUCCCAAAGAGGAAGUGGACAUGCCUGUAUUUUUCUUCAUAGAUCCUGAAUUUGCUGAGGACCCAAGAAUGGCCAAUGUUGAUCUGAUCACUCUUUCUUACACUUUUUUUGAAGCAAAAGAAGGACACAAAUUGCCACUCCCAGGUUAUCAAUAAUAUACUAUCUAUACAACAAAUGAGUAGUUUCUUUGGUACCUGGCAGCCAAAUGAUGUCAGCUUUGUAAAACACAUUCUUCGAAAGACACAAGGAGGAUAUGAAACGCCACAUGGAACUACUGUACAAUAUGAAUUUGUAUUUUAAAUUAUUAAACCAUGGCAGAUAUGCUCUUAA